Patiria miniata (bat star) is the source of this 957-nucleotide messenger RNA. RefSeq lists its product as uncharacterized. The transcript has 2 exons. The record is from RefSeq and is a predicted model, not a curated record. The coding region runs from base 1 to 957 and encodes 318 amino acids. NCBI's taxonomy places the organism in Eukaryota, Metazoa, Echinodermata, Asteroidea, Valvatida, Asterinidae.
AUGCUCGUCGAGUGGAAACAACAAAAUACCUCAAGCUCCCAUGACCAGGUUGAAACAUUGAGUAACAAACUGAGAGAAGCUCGCAGAGUGGAUCUUGCUGAUGAGUGGUUAGUUGUUGACUACCUUCUAAAGAAAGCCACCGCUGGUUUGGAUUUUGGAGUCGUAACUCACCCACGUCGAUCUAGGAGAUAUCUGGCAAAGCAGCUUAAUGACCUAGACUUUGCUGACGACAUCGCCCUUUUUGAGUCUACGUUACCACGGGCCCAGGCACAGUUAUCCAAGACAGCUUCUGUAGCAGAAGGCGUUGGCCUCAUAAUCAAUGUACCCAAGACGGAGUACAUUACGUCGCAUUGCGAGCCUUCCCCCUCACUUCAUGUCCACGGCAGUCCAUUUAAACAUGUGACUGAUUUCAAAUAUCUCGGAUCCAUGGUAGCAUCCAGCGCAACCGACCUCGAAAGACGCAAGGCACUUGCUUGGACAACUUUUUGGAAGUUGGAACAGCUGUGGAGAAGCCCCUCCUUACCAAUUAUCACCAAAAUGAAGUUGUUUAACACAACAUGCAUCACAGUUCUCCUCUAUCGAUGUGAGACAUGGGUAAUCUCCAAAGACAUGGAAAGUAAAAUAAACGCUAUUGUCACCUCUUGCUACCGCAUUAUGCUGAGCAUCAAGCGCACCGACAAUGUCCCCAAUGCCACCAUCUAUACUAUGACAAACUCAAACCCUCUUGUGGAGCGUGUAAGAACUCGGCAGCUCAAGUUCCUUUGGUACAUACUCUGCAUGUCAGACGAUGAGCCUGCAAAAGUGUAUGCCCUUUAUACACCACCCCAGGGGAGGAGACCAGGAAGACAACGCACAUCAUACCAAACUGAUAUUCAACGCGUGCUUGGAGAUAGUGAUGGCAUGCUGCGACCAGACCAAAUUGCAACACUUGCCCAUGAUCACAGUAAAUGGAAGUAG